Molecule: messenger RNA, 1071 nt
Organism: Letharia columbiana
Lineage: Eukaryota; Fungi; Ascomycota; Lecanoromycetes; Lecanorales; Parmeliaceae
Exons: 5
Coding region: 1-1071 (356 amino acids)
Biological process (GO): transmembrane transport
Cellular component (GO): membrane
Molecular function (GO): transmembrane transporter activity
Source: RefSeq, a predicted model, not a curated record
AUGGAGAGCAAGCCGGACUUGGCGCAUGGCCGAGGCUUGAUAACACCUUGGGACGACAUUGUCGCAAAGGGAGGUUUAUCCAACAUUGACGGACCCAUAGAAGCGCACAUCCUGGACAAUCCAGAGACCCGAGAAGCAGAGCGCAAAUACAUUUGGAAGCUAGACCUUAUCGUCCUACCCACCAUCUCCGCUCUCUACUUCUUCGAGUACAUCGAUAGAGGCGACAUCGCUUGGAUCGCGUUCGGAGUCUGCAUGUGGUGCAUUGCCAGCUCCUUGCAAGACGUCGCGUUCAACCGCAGUGGUCUCCUAGCUUGUCGCUUCUUCAUCGGCACCUUCGAGGGACUUUUCGGAACGGGUAUCGUAUACUACCUUAGCUUAUGGUACCAUCGCUAUGAGUUGGUUUUACGCGUUUUCUGGUCUCUGGGUCCGACGGCUGUUGCUGGUGCCUUCGGUGGUCUCAUAGCCUACGGAGUGGGCCAUAUCAAAACAUCCACGCCUAAUUGGAAAUGGCUUUUCCUCAUCGAAGCUGUUCCAGGAUUCCUUCUUGGGCUAUUCCGUCUCUACUGGCUCCCAGACCGGCCUAUCAACAACUCACGGUCCAAAGGUACAAAGCAGGAAAUUGCUGUCGCACGCUACUACAGAGAAUCAGUCGACAGAGUCGGACCCAUCCAAUGGAAGCACGUCCCUCCGACCGCUGCCGAGACCGCGGCCUGCACAUCACCGCCCUCAUGCUCGUCGCGGCCAUCGCAUACGUCCUCCGCGCCACGCUGCCUCAAAGCCAGCUUCACGGCAAAUACGCUUGCGUGUGGCAUCGCCGUCGCCUGCGUCUACGCAACUUACCCGCCCACGCACGCUUGGGCCGCCAACAACCUCGGCAACGGCACCAAACGCGCCAUCCGGUUAGGUAUAUACACGGCGAUUGGCAACUGCGGCAGCGUCGCCGGCACCUACUUCUACCCGUCGAGUGAAGCGCCGCAGUUCCGGAAGGAGCAUUAUCUGUGCUUUGCUAUGAGCCUUGCGACGGCUGUGUUGGCGUUUACGAAUCAUCUUCCUGCUGGGAAGGGUCAAUAG